GUUUUCUAGUUCCGGUUUCGGGGCCGCGUUCGGGGCUAGAGCGCCUCUCCGCCGCCGCAGUUGCCCACCGCCGGCGGCUUCUAUUUCCGGGUGCGGCUCCUGUCCUAAAGCGGAGACCUCCCGUCCAACGUGGCGUCGUGGGUCCUUCGCGCCUCGCCUGGGGCCGGCUUUUGAGCCCUCGCGAUUGGAAGCCCCCGAUCCGCAGCUUCCACGACUGCAGCUGGAGAGGACAGACCUCCUGGCCCCUGCCUCUCCCCCAUGGUCACGCUCUGCCCUGUGAGGUGCAGCAUUUGCAAGUCACCCCUUCCCUACACGGCACUUCCACCCACGUCCUGCCUUAACUUCCUUCUUCCUUGAGACCCGUCCCCUCCGCCUCCAGAAGUGGUCUUUUCUCUACCAGUAACUGUAAAAAUUGAGAAUUAGGAGUUUCGGAUAUCCUGCAGAAAGAUUACUUUUAAGACUGAGUGCCCAUUGGAUACCCCAAACAAGUUCAUGCUUACUAGGGGCAAAGUGAAACCCAGUGCACGCGGGAAACUAUGGCUGAGCACGGGGCUCACAUCACAGCUGCUUCUGGGGUGGAUGACCAGCCAUCCAUCUUUGAGGUGGUAGCACAGGACAGUUUAAUGACAGCAGUGAGACCUGCUCUUCAGCAUGUGGUCAAGGUUCUUGCAGAAUCAAACCCUGCUCACUACGGCUUCUUUUGGAGGUGGUUUGAUGAAAUCUUUGCCCUGCUGGAUCUUCUGCUCCAGCAGCAUUAUCUGUCUAAAACCAGUGCCUCAUUUUCUGAAAACUUUUACGGCUUAAAGCGGAUUGUCACGGGGGACACACACAAGCUUCAGAGACUGGCCAGUGCUGGUCUCCCAAAGAAGCAGCUCUGGAAGUCCAUUAUGUUCCUGGUUCUUCUUCCCUAUCUGAAAGUGAAGCUGGAGAAGCUGGUUUCUAGCCUGAGAGAAGAGGAUGAAUAUUCUAUCCAUCCCCCUUCUUCCCGCUGGAAACAGUUUUACAGAGCCUUCCUGGCAGCCUACCCAUUUGUUAACAUGGCCUGGGAAGGCUGGUUUCUUGUACAACAACUUCGAUACAUCCUAGGAAAAGCUCAGCAUCACUCACCUCUACUUAGUCUGGCUGGAGUUCGGCUGGGUCGACUUACAGUUCAGGAUAUACAAGCCCUGGAGCACAGAGCAGCUGAAGCCAGCAUGAUGCAGCAACCAGCCAGGAGUAUUAGUGAGAAGAUCAAGUCAACUCUGAAAAAAGCUGUGGGGGGUGUUGCCUUAUCCCUCUCUACUGGCCUGUCUGUCGGUGUAUUCUUCCUGCAAUUCCUUGAGUGGUGGUACUCAUCUGAAAAUCAAGAAACCAUCAAAUCACUGACUGCCCUGCCUACUCCACCACCACCUGUACACCUAGACUACAAUUCUGAUUCUCCCCUGUUACCCAAAAUGAAGACUGUGUGCCCAUUGUGUCGUAAAACCCGGGUGAAUGAUACUGUUCUUGCCACCUCUGGCUAUGUGUUUUGCUAUCGCUGUGUGUUUAGUUAUGUGAGGACUCACCAGGCUUGUCCCAUCACAGGUUAUCCAACAGAAGUACAACAUCUAAUUAAACUGUACUCCCCUGACAACUGAAAGGGAUUAGCAUCUUACCUCGCAGGAAAAUCAUUGCCCAGAAGGCCACAGGGCUGUUUUUCAGCAUGGUACACGGUGUUAUUUGGUACUUCUUAGCCUCAAUUCAUAAUUAUAUGAAUUUUUAAAAAUUACAUGGAUUUCUUUAAAAGGAUAUACCCAUGGAUUUAACCUUCUAACCUGCUCUCAGGGCCCCAAUUUAAAGUUAACCAAGCUGAUUAGAGUAAGAGAAUUGAGGGUCAGUAUAGAAGUGGAUAAAAGAGGAUAAUCAGUACAGAAGCUUUUCCUUAAACAACAAAGAGGUAUAGAAGCUCUCAGGAAAAACCCAUGUUAGACCUCAAAGUGGGUGGUGAAGGGGAAGCAGACCUUGUAUUUAGAAAAGUUUUCAUUUGCCUAUGAGGAAGAGGUUUUAUCAGUUUACAAUGUGAAAAGUGGGCUUACUCUUGAAAAACAAUAGCUCCUUCUAUAUACUGUGACCCAUUUGUUAGGUAAUGUCUGCUGUAAUUUAUCAACUUUUAAAGAUUUCUUUAUGAGUCUUUCUUGGGAAACUGGUUAAAGGAAAAUUAAGGUGAAGUGUAUAUAUAGAUUUUGGUGAGAAAGCAAAGCUAAUAAGCAAUGAAGAGAUGAAGUAAAGCCUAGGUGGUAUGGCUCAGUGGUUGAGCAUCAACACAUGCACCAAGAGGUCACCGGUUCAAUUCCCAGUCAGGGCACAUGCCUGGGUUGUAGGCUCAAGUCCCCAGUAAGGGGCAUGCAGCAAGCAACCAAUCUCUUUUAUCAAUGUUUCUAUCUCUCCCUCUGCCUUCCUCUCUCUAAA
Molecule: messenger RNA, 2427 nt
Organism: Myotis daubentonii (Daubenton's bat)
Lineage: Eukaryota; Metazoa; Chordata; Mammalia; Chiroptera; Vespertilionidae
Gene: PEX12
Product: peroxisomal biogenesis factor 12
Biological process (GO): protein monoubiquitination; protein import into peroxisome matrix
Cellular component (GO): peroxisomal importomer complex; peroxisomal membrane
Molecular function (GO): protein binding; ubiquitin-protein transferase activity; zinc ion binding
Source: RefSeq, a predicted model, not a curated record